GGCUGAUGAUAUGGGCCCAAGUUGAGUUAGUCUUAGACAUCCUCAGCAUAUACCUUGUGGGAGGUGAUACUGCAGGAAGAUCUGAGUUGCCAUCUAAUGUAACUCUUUUCACUUGUACCCACAGACCCAACCCUAUAGAAAAAUGACUAAUGGAAAUAGUUCUUUUGUGACCAAAUUCAUUCUGAUGGGAUUAACAGACCAACCAGAUCUCCAACUCCCUUUGUUCUUCCUGUUUCUAGUAAUGUAUAUGGUCACUGUGUUGGCAAACUUGGGCUUGAUUACUCUGACUGGGCUGAUUUCUCACCUUCACACCCCCAUGUACUUUUUCCUCUUUAACUUGUCCUUCAUAGACCUCUGUUAUUCUUCUGUGUUUACACCAAAAAUGUUAAUGAGCUUCAUAUCAAAGAAGAAUAUUAUCUCCUACAAGGGGUGCAUGACCCAGCUCUACUUUUUCCUUUUUUUUAUCAUUUCUGAAUGCUUUGUGUUGACAUCAAUGGCCUAUGAUCGCUAUGUGGCCAUCUGUAAUCCACUUUUGUAUAACAUUACCAUGUCCCCUAAAGUGUGUUUAAACCUUAUUUUUGGUUCAUACUUGUUAGCCUUUUCUGGCGCUAUGGCUCACACUGGAUGCAUACUGAGACUGACCUUCUGCGAUGCCAACACCAUCAACCAUUUCUUUUGUGACCUUCUCCCUCUGCUCCAGCUGUCCUGCACCAGCACCUAUAUCAAUGAGCUGGUGGUUUUUAUUGUGGCAGGCAUCAGCAUUAUUUUGCCCAGUCUUACCAUCUUUAUCUCUUAUGCUUUCAUUCUCUCCAGCAUCCUCCGCAUCAGUUGCACUGAGGGCAGGUCCAAAGCCUUCAGUACCUGCAGUUCCCAUGUAAUUGCUGUUUCUCUGUUCUUUGGGUCAGGUGCAUUCAUGUAUCUCCAACCAUCUUCUGCAGGGUCUAUGGGUGAAGGAAAAAUCUCUUCUGUGUUUUACACCAAUGUGGUUCCCAUGAUGAAUCCCUUAAUCUACUGCUUGAGAAACAAAGAUGUUAAACUUGCCCUGAGGAAAACGUUGAGUAGGAGAAAGUUUUGA
This is a messenger RNA of Loxodonta africana (African savanna elephant), 1075 nucleotides long. Its product is annotated as olfactory receptor 8B8-like. Gene Ontology annotation, cellular component: membrane. The transcript has a single exon. Gene Ontology annotation, molecular function: G protein-coupled receptor activity; olfactory receptor activity; odorant binding. Gene Ontology annotation, biological process: G protein-coupled receptor signaling pathway; sensory perception of smell. The record is from RefSeq and is a predicted model, not a curated record. NCBI's taxonomy places the organism in Eukaryota, Metazoa, Chordata, Mammalia, Proboscidea, Elephantidae. Bases 143 to 1075 code for a protein of 310 amino acids.